This is a messenger RNA of Myiozetetes cayanensis, 1798 nucleotides long. RefSeq names its product serine palmitoyltransferase small subunit B (gene SPTSSB). The transcript has 2 exons. Gene Ontology annotation, biological process: endoplasmic reticulum organization; ceramide biosynthetic process. The coding region runs from base 407 to 649 and encodes 80 amino acids. The record is from RefSeq and is a predicted model, not a curated record. NCBI's taxonomy places the organism in Eukaryota, Metazoa, Chordata, Aves, Passeriformes, Tyrannidae. Gene Ontology annotation, molecular function: serine C-palmitoyltransferase activity. Gene Ontology annotation, cellular component: serine palmitoyltransferase complex.
UGGGAGAACCAGAGGAGCACAGGCCGGAUUUUGUGGUGGAGCUGAGUGGAAACACAAGCCCCAGGCUGGGGAAAGUGUGACGAGGUCUUUGGUUAAAUCAAAAGGGGCUGCUCAUCAUUUUAAUGGCUUCAUCCUUUAUUCAUGUCUCCCUCCAGGACAGCAGUGCCUGCUCAGUGAUAGUGCUGAGGCUGCAGCCUGCUUGAAUAGCAGGCAAAUCAGCCCGGGGAGGCUUUUCCUGACUUUGGCUGUUCCUUAAAGCAGCUCCAGAUGGAGAUACACGAGUGUCUGUGCCCCUCUGGGAACUCAGAGCCUCAGCCAGCCACAGCCAGCACCCCAGCCUUGCAGCAGGCAGGAUUAGCAGGCAUUUACCCAAGAAAGGUGGCCCGGGAAGCGCCGGGAGCUGAAGAUGGAUUUGAAGCGAGUGAAGGACUACAUCUACUGGCUGUACUACCAGUACCUGCUGGUGACCUGCAGCUACGUGCUGGAGCCCUGGGAGCAGUCCAUGUUCCACACCAUCACGGUGACCGUGGUGGCCAUGGUGGUGUACACGGCCUACGUCUUCGUGCCCAUCCACGUCCGCCUGGCCCUGGAGUUCUUCUCCCAGAUUUUCGGGGCCCAGCCCGACGGCGCCGUGCCCGUGGUGAACUGAGCCUGCCCCAGCAGCCUGUGGGACGCUGGGUGUUUGUUCCAAAGCGCUCUGGCACUUAGGGAAACGCUGUUUUCUCUCACAACCCACGGCUUUGCUUCGUUCCCGGAGGAGGGCUCUGAGUUCCUGCCUGCACAGCCCCUCUGCAAGCAGCACAGGCAGCAACAUCACCUGGAGCGCCACAUCUGCCUGAUUUCCACCACUUCCAGCAGCCUGGAAUCCCUCUGGCACGUGCAAACCAGCAGAGACUGCGAUGGCUGAGGGGGGCAACACUCAUCACACACAAAGUUCACAGGGCAGGGGGAAAAACAUCCCAUGGCUUCUCUGCUCCAGAAUGUACAGAAAUGAGUAAAUCCAGCCUGAGUUGAGUGCUGAUGCCUGGCUGGGCAUUGACUUCCAGCUUUUAAUGGAUGGGAGAGGAAAUUCAAACAGAAGGCAAUAGGAGGAGGAACUUUAAUCCAACUUUUUUGCGCCUAAGUUGUUGCACCUGAGUUCAGAUGGCCUAAUACAGAUUUUUAUUUUUUUUUUAAUACUGUAUGUAAUCUUGCAGUUUAGUGAAGAUGACAGAAAGAAGCAAACUCAGCUCUCUUUCAGUGCCCUCCUGCCUUCUUUGAUGAAACCCAAGAUCUUUUCUUUCUGCUCCCACUCACCAAGGCAGCAAAGGGCAUGUCAGCACCAGGGGAAGACGAUCGAGGAAUCAGAGUGGAAGUAAUAUUUUAAUACCUGCAGGGAAGUCUGAGGGCUUAAAGAGAUCUCCUUUCUAAAGAAGAAAUUAGAUUUAUUACCAUUGCCUGUGGGGAGUUUCUGGAACAAUGAAAGGUUGUUUGGUUUUCCCACUUACACCUCAAUCACAUGUGAAUGCCAAACCAUAAAUUACAGCUGCACAUCUCUAACAGCUUGAUGCUGCUGCUCUUAGAAGUGAGAGGUGCAAAAUGUAAAUAGCUUUCAAAUGAUGUUUGCACAGUUAGAGGGUAUAAAAUUAAAAAAAAAAAAGCCCUCUUAACUUCUUUAUCAAGCUGCAGUGGGGUCCUGCACCUUAAAAGCACAAGUCUGCUUGGAAACGAAGACAUGUUGUGAAGGUUGUCCAGAUCUGAACAUGUGUAUGCAGUUUUUUUUCAGAUAAAAAUUAAAUUCUAUUCUUCUGGAACAACA